This is a messenger RNA of Ipomoea triloba (trilobed morning glory), 882 nucleotides long. RefSeq names its product 60S ribosomal protein L17-2. Gene Ontology annotation, cellular component: ribosome; cytosolic large ribosomal subunit. Lineage: Eukaryota; Viridiplantae; Streptophyta; Magnoliopsida; Solanales; Convolvulaceae. The record is from RefSeq and is a predicted model, not a curated record. The transcript is spliced from 8 exons. Gene Ontology annotation, molecular function: structural constituent of ribosome. Gene Ontology annotation, biological process: cytoplasmic translation. The coding region runs from base 155 to 679 and encodes 174 amino acids.
GUACACAUCACUAUAAUACUAUAUCACUCCUCUUUCUCUGCAUUGCGAGCCGCCCAUCGCCUCCAGAUCACAGCGGAUUCCGGCAUCGCUUAACCUCUUCAGGCACCAAGCUGUACUUCUGCUCCAAAUUGCAGCCGAAGCAACUGCCAGCGCUAUGGUGAAGUACUCAAGAGAGCCCGACAAUCCCACCAAGUCCUGCAAAGCCAGGGGCUCAGAUCUCAGGGUUCAUUUCAAGAACACUAGGGAAACCGCUCAUGCUAUCAGGAAGUUGCCUUUAGACAAGGCUAAAAGGUAUUUGGAAGAUGUUUUGGUCCACAAGCAAGCCAUUCCCUUCACCCGUUUCUGUCGAGGUGUGGGGCGAACUGCACAGGCAAAGAACAGACAUCCUAAUGGACAAGGACGUUGGCCUGUGAAAUCUGCUAGGUUUAUUCUUGAUUUACUCAAGAAUGCUGAAAGCAAUGCUGAGGUGAAAGGAUUGGAUGUGGAUUCACUAUUCAUUUCCCACAUUCAAGUUAACCAAGCACAGAAGCAAAGGCGUCGCACAUACCGUGCUCAUGGAAGAAUUAACCCUUACAUGUCAUCCCCCUGCCAUAUCGAAUUGAUCUUGUCUGAAAAGGAAGAGCCUGUCAAAAAAGAGCCCGAAACCCAGUUAGCAACCAGCAAAUCUCGGAAGGCUUAGGUUUGCAGUCAUACAAUAGAGGAUUUGAAUCCAUUUUGCGCAUUCCAUCUGAACUAGUUUCUUAGUUUUUUCCUUAUGAAUGGAUUUUAUGCAUUGCCCUUAAUUGCAUUUUUGUUUCUAUUAUCAAGAUUCUAGACUGCUGUUAUAUGACUAUGGCCAAAACUUUUUCUAUCCUUUUUGGACUUUACAUUCUUAACCUUUUA